Molecule: messenger RNA, 558 nt
Organism: Clunio marinus
Lineage: Eukaryota; Metazoa; Arthropoda; Insecta; Diptera; Chironomidae
Source: the annotation of a GenBank genome assembly
AUGUUUUUAAUCGCAGCUCUAGAAGGGUUCAAGGAACUUUGGACGACUGGCCGUUUAUCGGACAUCACGAUUGUCACUGACACGGAGAAAUUCAAAGUACAUAAAUUUGCUUUGGCUAUGCAAAGUUCAGUUUUCACUUCAAUUUUCGAAAAUGUGAUGAAGGAUCGACCAUCUGACGAAAUUCAAAUGAAAAACAUAGAUCCCGAAGUUGCAAAGACUUUCCUGAAAUUUUUCUACACCGGUGAAGUCGAAAUUGAAGAAAUUUCAAAUCUGCUGGAACUUUUCGCACUCGCAGCAAAGUUCAAAGUGGAAACUUUAAUGUCAAUCAUUGAAGACAUGAUCAUAGAUGAUCUAAACGAUGAUAAUGCAAUUGAAAUAUAUGAACUUGCUUGUCGCUUUAAUUGUGAUGGAAUGAAAACUUCAGCAUUUGAAUUCAUUCAAUCGAUGUUUGAUGAACCAUUGAAAGACGAACUGAUGAACCAACCAGAAGUUUUAAAAGAACUUGUUGAAGCUAAGCAAAAAAUAAAUUCAAUACUGAAGAAACAAAAACUGGGUUAA